Molecule: messenger RNA, 2324 nt
Organism: Thunnus maccoyii (southern bluefin tuna)
Lineage: Eukaryota; Metazoa; Chordata; Actinopteri; Scombriformes; Scombridae
Product: UDP-glucuronosyltransferase 2B17-like
Exons: 2
Coding region: 106-1680 (524 amino acids)
Molecular function (GO): UDP-glycosyltransferase activity
Source: RefSeq, a predicted model, not a curated record
AGAGAGAGAGAGAGAGAGAGAGAGGGAAAGAGAGCAGUUGGGAGGAAUGGAGUUAUGAUUAAAAAUUUCACUCAGUUUUACAAGUGUCGCUACUAACGAACAAAAAUGCAUCAGCCCUGGGUCUGGAUCACGCUCUACCUGCUCUGCACAAGUGUAGUUUAUGGUGGGAAAGUGCUUGUUUAUCCAGUGGACGGGAGCCACUGGGUGAACAUGAAGGUCAUUAUUGAGGAACUACAUUCAAGGGGCCACGAGGUCUCUGUUGUGCGAACGUCAGACAGCUGGUACAUCAAGGAAACCUCCCCAUUCUAUACUUCAAUUACAAUUGAUAUUGAGUCUGGAUUUGAUGAAGACUUUAUAAUUACAUUUAUGACCCAGUUGUUUAAAAUCCAGAGGGAGGGAAAGUCUGCCUGGACACGUUUUAAACUGGAAAUGGAAUCAGGACAAGCGGCCUCUGAGAUUCAUGAGAAAACAUGCAAAAUGCUUGAGCUGCUUUUUGAAGACAAAGAUCUGAUACGGUCUCUACAGGAUGCAAAAUAUGACCUUUUCCUGACGGACCCCAUUACACCAGGGGGUGUUAUACUUGCCCACUACUUAAGGUUACCACUUGUUUUCAAUGUCAGAUGGACUAGUCAUGGUGAAGGCCAUUUUUCAAUUGCGCCCUCUCCUCUCUCUUAUGUUCCACUGACAGGGACUGAACUUUCAGAUAAAAUGACUUUUCUUGAGAGACUUACUAACAUGAUCGUAUUUGGCUUCACAAAAUAUCAAAUUGCACAUUAUAUCACGCCACAUUAUGUUGGCUUUGUUAAAAAAUAUUUAGGUCCAGAUGUAGACUACAUCUCCCUCUUCCAGGCAGCAGACCUGUGGCUCAUGAGAGUGGACUUUGUGUUUGAGUUUCCUCGUCCCACCAUGCCUAAUGUUAUCUAUAUGGGAGGGUUCCAGUGUAAACCUGCAAAACCUCUGCCUCAACACUUGGAGGAGUUUGUCCAGAGUUCAGGGGAACAUGGAGUCAUCAUUAUGUCUCUGGGGACUUUAAUUGCAGAGCUUCCCCAUGACUUAGCUGAUGAGAUAGCUGCAGCUUUUGCCACAUUACCUCAGAAAGUCAUCUGGAGGUAUAAAGGUGACAGACCAGCCACUCUGGGCAACAACACUUUACUAGCUGACUGGAUGCCACAGAAUGACCUGUUAGGACAUCCCAAGAUGAAACUGUUGGUGAGUCAUGGAGGAACAAACGGAAUCUAUGAGGCUAUAUAUCACGGUAUUCCGAUUGUAGGCAUUCCCUUUGUGUUCGAUCAAGCUGACAACCUCUCUAGACUGAAAGCAAAGGGUGUGGCAAAGGUUUUGGAUGUUUCUGAAUUGGAUAGAAAAACAUUUCAGAAUACCAUUCAGGAAAUCCUGAAUGACCCCUCCUACAGGAUGAACAUGCAGAGAUUCUCCAGGCUGCACAGAGAUCAGCCAAUGAAGCCACUGGAUAGAGCCCUCUUCUGGAUAGAGUUUGUCAUGAGACAUAAAGGAGCAGCUCACCUGAGAACAGAGUCCUACAAACUGCCCUGGUAUUCCUACCACUCUGUAGAUGUCAUAUUAUUUUUAGUAACAAUUGCUCUUCUUGUUUUGUUCAUUUUUGCUGGGUUAGUGUGCUCGUGCUUCAGACUGUGUUUGAAAAGAAAAGUGAAAUCUGACUAACCAGUAGAGAUGCUUCAUGGUUAAUUUUCAUAUUGGUGAAUAUGUUGCUAUAUUACAGUCAAUGUGGCUGUGAUCAGUAAAAAAAAUUGAAAGAAAUGAGUAGAUAUACAUUUUUUUGACUGUGUUUUGUGUCAGCUGCAAGUUCCCUAUCAAGAAAAAUAUCUACUGUAAAUAAAUAAAUAUAACUGCCAGUUUUAACUGUUAACUUGUAAGAGUGAAGUGUGUUUGAUACAGUUUUAGGUUAAUCAAUAUUUUUCAAAUCCCAUUAUCACUGAGUAUUUCUGUGACGUCAUGUCACAUUGCCAUACCUUGGCUUUUGCUGAAACACCGCCCCUGCUGUAAAAAAUGAAAUAUAACUGCCAGUUUUAACUGUUAACUUGUAAGAGUGAAGUGUGUUUGAUUACUUUGUCACUUGUCAACAUUUGCUUUUGGAUGUAACCAAAUGAAAGUUAGAAUUAUCUCAGCUAAUGCAAACUACCAGAAGACUACUAGAAUAACUUGAUGAAUGAAAAUGAAAUGAGCUAAGAUAGAAAUUUCAACUCUGCUGUAUUGUGUUUUACUGUAGACUGCAUUAUGCUGAAAGCAAACUGUUAAAGGAAAGAUCCUGAAAUAUUUAAAGGACUGACAAUAAAAUAUUAAAACCA